Chironomus riparius is the source of this 1725-nucleotide messenger RNA. NCBI's taxonomy places the organism in Eukaryota, Metazoa, Arthropoda, Insecta, Diptera, Chironomidae. The record is from the annotation of a GenBank genome assembly.
UUCAUUUCGUUUACACGUGGAAAAAUUCAAAGUGAAAACUCAAUCAUGGCAGCAGAAGAGGACCGUUUGGCAAAAGCCUUUGAAAAUAAAGUCAUUUUCCUCACUGGAGGUACUGGCUUCAUGGGUAAAAUUUUCAUCGAGCGUUUAUUACGAGAUACGGAAGUAGCCAAAAUUUAUCUUUUGGUUCGUCCAAAACGAGGAAAGACUCCUCGACAACGAGUAACAGAGAUCUUUAACGACCCUCUUUUUGACUUGCUGAAAGAAAAAAUUAGCAUAGAAACAAUUUUAUCUAAAACAGAUGUAAUUAAUGGAAAUUGUGAAGAAUUAGAUGUAGGAAUUUCUGAAGAAGAUCGACAAUUUAUUAUUGAGAAUAUCACACAAAUUUUCCAUUUUGCUGCCACGAUUCGAUUUGAUGAAGCAAUGAAAAAAGCUGUUCUGAUGAAUACAAGAGGCUCAAGAGAAAUGCUUAAGCUAGCACGACAAUGUAAAAAACUUGAGCUUUAUGGGCAUAUGUCAACUGCUUAUUGUCAUUUGCAUGUACAAUUUCUACUCGAACAGCCAUAUGAUCCGCCUGCAGAUCCAAACGAAAUUAUUAAAAUGAUUGAAAACAUGUCUGAUGAAGAGAUUGAAAAUCAAUCGAAAGGAAUUUUGGAAAAGCUUAAUCUACCAAAUACUUAUGCUUUUACAAAGUCGCUAGCAGAAGCACUUGUUGUUGAAGCACGAAACAAACAUAAGCUACCAGUAUUAAUAUUCAGACCUUCAAUUAUUCUUGCUACAUGGCGUGAUCCUAUUCCUGGAUAUGUUGAUAACUUUAAUGGACCUAUUGGAUUAAUGCUUGCUGUUGGAAAAGGUGUUGCAAGAAGCAUGUAUUGUGACCAGAAAAGUUAUGGAGAUUUUGUACCCGUAGAUAUUGCAAUAAAUGCACUGUUUAUAUCUGUUUGGAACUUUUACACUUAUAAGAACGAAGAUCAUUUUAUAAUUCAUUUUACGAGUUCAAAUGAAAUUCGUUUGACUUGGGAAGACAUGGCUAUUUUGGGAAAGGAAACAAUUCAAAAUGACUAUCCAUUUAAUCAAAUUUUAUGGUAUCCAAACAUAACAAUGACACAAUAUCGUUGGCUUCACAGUAUUAGAGCUUUCUUAUUCCAUUGGAUUCCUGCUUAUGUUGUUGACUUUUUACUCCAAAUGUUGGGCUAUCAGCAAUUCAUGAAGAAAGCUGCAUUAAGAGUUGAUAAAGCCGUUGAAGUUCUGGAGUAUUAUGCUAACAAUCAAUGGGAUUUUGAUGCUAGUAUUCAAUGUUUAUUCAAGAGUAGACUCACUCCUUAUGAAGAAAAUAAAUACAAAGUUAAUGCACGAGGAAUAAGCAUUCGUCAAGUUUUUUCGGAAAGUGCUCUCGGACUUCGUCGAUACGUUGAUAAAACUCCCGAUAGUAUGAUUCCUGCAGCAUUUCGCCUUUUGAAAAUAAUGAACAUAGUUGACAAAGUCACCAAACUAGUAGUCUAUGGAAGUUUAUUUUACUGGCUAUAUACAUUAAUUUUAGCUUUAGCUGGUGGAGCAAACAUUCCAAUAACAAUCUUAAAACUUUUGUUUUGUCUUUUCGCAAUUCUUAUUUAAAUUAAACUUUUUAAUUUGAAAGCAAUUAUUGAAUAUUUUCAAUCCUAGUUAUAUAAGACAUGUUUUAUAAUUUUAUAAGAUUUUUUAAUUUAAAUGCUAAAGGGAUUAAAUAAA